UAAACAACGAAGAUUGUGAGGAAACAAAAUACGCAACGACAUGAAAUUACUAAUAAAUAUGAUAGUAUAGUUGGAUGUUCUGUUAACCUAUGAAAAACCCAAUGGCAAUGUUAUCGAACUUGAAACUAAGAAGCCUUCGUUUUCACCGGACGUCGAAAAUUUAUAUUUUCAUUAUAGCAGUUAUAAAUGUAUAUGUUUUCAUGCAUAUCUUUUGAAAAGACCAAUAUGCAAAGAUAAUAUCCAAACAUGAACAAAGAGCAUCGUGUUUUCACUAAUGGUAUUGAUAUUAUCCACCUUUCAUUUUUCUUUCUAUUAUUUGCUUUAAAUGUUCACCAAAAUCGUUAAGUCUAUUUUUUCUCAUUCAAGCAUGUUCAAGCCUCAAUCCUUUUCAUAACAGGGAGGUGGCCGCAGCUGCCGGAAGUGGUGAGCGAAAGACAACGUUGUUUCUAUCAGUGCUCUAAAGAAAUGAUAUGAUUUAACUCGCCGACCAGCUGAGAUGUCGAACUGUGGCUAUUUUUGUCAUGCUAAGUGCUGAAAUGUGAAUCAAAAGCAAGACGUGGGUCCCUCAGAUGGGACUCAAAAUAUUUCAACCUUGUGCUUGUGAAACGAAGCAAUGGAAAUUAUGAAGAAGACAACAAUUUCAGCUAUUGUUGUUCUUAUGACAUUUUCUUUAUUUUUCUUUGCUAUGUUAGUAUGUCCGGGAAAACAAUGUUCUACUUCUACUGUAGUAAAUAAAGCAAUUCCCAAUGAAGAUCAAGCGAGCAAUGAAGAUUUACCUAUCCUAAGAGGAACACGAAGACUUAUAUCGCGGGCUUUUAACAUUAGCACUCAUGAUGUGAUGGUCGUGCUACACAUCCAGAAAACUGGAGGAACUGUAUUUGGUAAGAAUUUAGUUCAGAAUCUAAAACUUCAGCGACCGUGUGAAUUCAGAGAAGAUAAUAUCUAUGAAUGCAAACGGCCUGGUUCCAAUCAAGUUUGGUUGUAUUCUCGAUAUUCUACUGGUUGGAUCUGUGGUACCCAUUCCGGUUUCACCGAACUUGCUUCAUGUAUGCCGGAAAUUUUACGAAAACAGAGUCUGGCUCCGUUGCGCUCAAAUCGGAUAUUUUACGUGACAUGGCUGCGUGAUCCCAUUGAACGGUUCUUGAGUGAAUAUGGACAUGUAAGACGAGGUGCUACGUGGAAAACAGCGAAACAUGUUUGCAACGGCAAGCAAUACACGUUACCUAAAUGUUAUCGCGGUGAUAACUGGCGUAAUGUUAGUCUGAAAACUUUCCUAAACUGUCCGUACAAUUUAGCAUUUAACAGACAAACGCGGAUGAUGGCCAAUAUUAGUCAAGUCGGAUGUUAUGGAGGUGGAGAUUCAAAUGAAAAACAGAAAGCAAUGUUACGAAGUGCAAAGAAAAACCUAAGAAAUUUUGCCUUUAUUGGCCUUGUUGAGUAUCAAAAAGAAAGCCAAUUUAUUUUCGAACAGACGUUUGGUUUAGAAUUUCGCGAACCGUUUGUACAACGAACCCGAACAUUUAGUAAGACCACGCUAAAUCGCUUGUCGCCAGGGGAGAUUCGAAAGAUCCAACUCACAAAUAGACUUGACAUGCAACUUUAUGAGUACGCGAAAGAUUUAUUCCUGCAAAGAUUGGAAUAUUUCAAAACACUGCCGUUGAAAAAGAAGCCGACUGCUUGAUAUUAGCAUAUAGACGUGCACAGCAAGAUAUAAUAAACUGAUAAAUUUAUUUAUGAAUCCGAGCAGAUCGAUUAAUUGUAGUGUCAUACACCAGUACAAAAUUGAUCGUUGAAAUGUAAAUAGUCAAUAGACAAUAGUUGUAGGUUUUCGCUUGCAUGAAUACUGUAAAAUUGUACUGAAGGUGGUGAUUGGAUGCAUUGUAUUCACUUGAGUCGUUAUUCUAAUCUAAUGACUUAAAAGCUGAGUACAAAUGAUAUAAGAUCUGAUGACAAAUUUAUUAUUUCAAAUAAAUGUGCGUAAACAUAGGCUUAUAAUGAUAAACAAACUGUCACCUUAUCAUACAU
This is a messenger RNA of Dendronephthya gigantea, 2025 nucleotides long. Its product is annotated as heparan-sulfate 6-O-sulfotransferase 2-like. The record is from RefSeq and is a predicted model, not a curated record. The transcript is spliced from 2 exons. NCBI's taxonomy places the organism in Eukaryota, Metazoa, Cnidaria, Anthozoa, Malacalcyonacea, Nephtheidae. The coding region runs from base 614 to 1681 and encodes 355 amino acids. Gene Ontology annotation, cellular component: membrane. Gene Ontology annotation, molecular function: heparan sulfate 6-sulfotransferase activity.